AUGCGAACUCCUUCCUCGGCUUGGGCAUCGGGCCGAGCGACCGCGAGCUCCCGUGAGCUGCUGGCCUCGGAGCUGGCGGAGGCGCAGUCGGCGCUGGUGGCUCUGCGGGGCCGGCUGCGGGGGACCAAAGAGGCAACUGCAGAGCUCCGACGCCGCUGUGCCACGGAGGAGGCCGAGGCUCCUCGGCUCCUCCGGAGGGCCGAGGAAACAGCGGCGGAGCAUUGUCAGACCAACCACGAGCUGCGGCAGCUGCAACACGCCUUGGUGCAGGUGGGCCGGCGACACCAGACCGUUCGGGAGACAUCUGCAAGCAGUCUCUACGCACAAUGGCGGGCUGCCCUCCAUGCUCACGUACGUGCCGGAGGUCUGGUUGACGUGGAGGACUUCCCAUUUGCGGCCUUCCUCAAACAGGUGUCGGAGGUGGUUCCCUCAACGGAGCUGGAGGCAAAAGAAAGCGCCACUGCCGAUCUCAAGGAAGACCUCCUGGUCAUGAAGGCGAGAAUUACGAAUGUCGAGGAGACAGAAGCGGUGUCAGCGUUUGGAGCAGGGCCAACUUUGCGGUUGGAGGAGCAGCGAUCCACGAAUCAAGGUUGGGGACAAGGCCGCCUCAGCGAUUCUGCGCAGAAGCACCAGAUCCGCGAGGAGCAGGAGCACUAUCGGAACCAUGGCGAGGAGCUGCAGGUGCAGCUGCUCAAUGAUGAGGCACAGCUGCAAUGGGCUGUCGCGGCGACUGCUCAAGCCAACGAGGAGGCGGCAGAGCUGAAAGGGCUCCACCAAUCCCUGUGCCGCCGGAGAGUGCUGCUGGAGGAGCAUACCUGCAAGAUGCAGGGAGGAGGUGAGCAGUUGCGCAAAAAGGUGGAGGCACAGGAGUACGAGCUGGGCCGGCACAGACUCGUUCGCGUGUGGAGCAACGAGGCUUCGGAACUUCGCCGUGCUGGCCAGAUGCACCAGAACGAGGCAUUGGCUUUUCUGCGAAGUGCAGCGCGCGUCAGCGCAGACACCGAGAACGCGGAGGAGGAGCUCCAGCGACUGUGGGCACGGAUCGGAGAGGCGCACCGAGAGGCAACAGCCCAGCGGGAGGCUUUGGGCCGGACCGGGGCCCUUCGUGGGGUCGUGGAGAAGGACGUACUGGGCUUGCGCGAGACCAGCGCCUUCCUCGCAGAGCAGCAGCGCCGUGUGCAGCUGGCAAUAGAUCCAGGCCCGAACUCGCCGGCCUUGAAAGAGUUGCCAGAAACCUACGCCGGCGGGCCACGAUGGUGGCUGAAUCUCUCGGACGAAGGCGCCACUCUGUGCGAGCUUCUGGCUUUCGACCAACGCAUAGAACUGGUGGCGACGCCAUCCUUGCACACAAGGGAGCCUCCGUCGAACCUCUGCGAGGAGAAGGCUCGCCAUCUCCGGCCUCAGCCGAAGCGGCCGCUCGGCCAGCGAAUCGGAGGUUCGGAGAAUGUGCUGCCGAUUGACGCCAAGUCACCCGCGAAGUGGUCUUCAUGCAAGCCAUUGGCGACUUCCAACAACAAGGAAAAUCAGAAUGACCAGGUCCCUCGAAAAGCGCAUGAGGCCUCACCUUAUGAGGAGGGCACCGCGCUCACCGAAGCGCUGCGAAGAAGCCCGCUAGGCCACAGACUGGGUGCACUCUGCAAGCUUCGCCAGGCGCUGGCUUCAACCAUUCAGGGUCCUGUGGAAGGGGUGUUGCGAAGUGGUGGGGCUGAACUGCUUGCCUCAGUCCUUAGCUCCACCGAGUCCACAAGCGCCUGCCGGGUCGAGGCCGCGUGGUGCUUGGUCCAGCUCAGCUGCGGCAGCUCCACGCAGACGAAGCAAGUUGUCCAGGCCGGUGCCACUCAGGCCGCUCUGGGCACGCUGCGUGCCGCGCGGAGUGCCGCGCCCAUCGCAGAAAGUUCGGAGCUAUGCGACUGCUGCCUGCAGCUUCUGGCAAAUGUUGCCAACGACCAGGACCCCAGCAUGCGCGAUCACUUGCUGCUCGAUGACAUCGUGGAGGUGCUCGGCCAGCUGUUCGGAGAGAUGCCUGGCUUUUCCUGGACAGAGCUGCAGCGAAGAGACGUCCUUCUCAGCUUGACCCGGCUGUUGGUCGCACUUUGUCGCGGCGUGUCUGCUCCGCUGCUUGAGCGUGUCGAGUGCAGCCUGGAGUUCUUCUGCCAGGUCUUGGAGGGAACAAUCGACCGAGAAAUGCUACUCCUGGCUCUACAAGGUCUCUGCCACCUGCUCGAGGCCUACCAGGACUCGGACGCACGCGCAUGCGCGGCAGCCCUUGUGAGCGCAGGCUUCAAUCUGAAGCAGGGCGCGGGAGACCAACAGUCCUGCGGCACAGCAACGAGAAGUCUGUGGGAAGCACAGUCUCCGUGUUCGAAGGCAGCUUCGAUGCUCCAAGGAGGCGGUGAGGAGGCACUGCUUCUUGCAAAGCUCCUAUCGUUGGGCUUCCAAGCCUAG
Messenger RNA from Symbiodinium sp. CCMP2456, 2445 nucleotides. NCBI's taxonomy places the organism in Eukaryota, Dinophyceae, Suessiales, Symbiodiniaceae. The record is from the annotation of a GenBank genome assembly.